This is a messenger RNA of Magnusiomyces paraingens, 3399 nucleotides long. RefSeq lists its product as uncharacterized. The transcript has a single exon. Gene Ontology annotation, molecular function: chitinase activity. Bases 1 to 3399 code for a protein of 1132 amino acids. Lineage: Eukaryota; Fungi; Ascomycota; Dipodascomycetes; Dipodascales; Dipodascaceae. Gene Ontology annotation, cellular component: extracellular region. The record is from RefSeq and is a predicted model, not a curated record. Gene Ontology annotation, biological process: carbohydrate metabolic process.
AUGAAGUUUUCUAUUCCCUCAACAAUCCUCCUCUCCUUGGCCUCCUCGCUCGGACUCGCCCAAGCUGCCUUCUCAGCUACAGGCAACUCAAACGUCGUUCUCUACUGGGGACAAAACUCAGAAGGCACCCAGCUUAGUCUUGGUGAAUACUGUCAAUCCGAUGCCGCAGACAUGUACGUCAUCUCCUUCCUCAACGAAUUCCCCUCCACAUCCCUCAAUAUCGUCAGUUGUUAUACUACCUUCGACGGAUCCCAGCUCCUCCAUUGCCCAGACAUCGCUACAGAUAUUAAAACUUGUCAGGGACUUGGGAAAAAAGUUCUUCUCUCACUCGGCGGUGCAGCAGGUAGCUACGGCUUUUCCUCAGAUUCCGAGGCCGAGGCCUAUGCAGAAACCCUGUGGAACAUGUUUGGCGGCGGGUCCGCUGACCAGCGACCCUUUGACGAUGCCAUUAUUGAUGGCUUUGAUCUCGACAUUGAAAACAACAACCCCACAGGCUAUGCUGCUCUUGUAACCAAGCUGCGCGAGUACUUUGGUAACGACGAGUAUUACAUUUCCGCAGCUCCUCAAUGUGUUUACCCAGAUGCAAGUGUGGGUGAUGCUCUUGCUAAUUCGUAUAUUGAUUUUGCCUUUGUCCAGUUUUAUAAUAAUCCUUGUGGUGUUGACAAGGGGUCUGGGUUUAACUGGGACACUUGGAAGGACUAUGCCACAAAUACUUCGCCUAACAAAAACAUUAAAAUCUAUCUUGGUAUUCCUGCUUCUUCUACUGCCGCUGGUUCUGGAUACUCGUCUGUAUCUGAAAUUAAUACAAUUGUGUCUGAAAUAGGUUCAGACUCGUCCUUUGGUGGUAUCAUGAUGUGGGACGCCUCCCAGGCUUUUGGUAACAUUGUGGAUGGCUCAACUUAUUCAGCUGAUAUGAAAAACAUUCUCACAACGUUCAGUUUGACUACAGGUUCUAGUGUCGAUGGUAUUGAUUCAAAUGAUGGCGCAGUUGUUAUUGACAAUGGAGCCGCUGCUGUGUCUUCAUCCGUUUCUUCUGUCUCAUCUGUUUCCUCUUCUUCCUCAACUCUUGCCGUCGCAGCCUCAUCCUCCACCCUCGUGAUCUCCACCCUUGCCUAUGCCCAAUCCUCCUCUUCCUCUUCAGCUGUUCCUGAAAAUGCUCAGUCUUCUUCCACCGUUCAAACUUCUCUGGUAUAUGUCCAGCCAGUCAGUUCAUCUUCCUCACCUGUUUACUACGUAGAAACCUCUUCUACUCCAGUCUACCAGACCCAAUACAAUAACAACAACAACAACAACAACUACCAGCAAAUCUCUACUACCCAAUCUUCCUCUUCCUCUUCCUCUUCCUCUAUUGCCCCCACCACAUUUGUCUGGCAACAAGUCUCAUCAAACGCCCCUGAUGCCAUUGUCGCAGCAUCAUCAUCAUCAUCAUCUGCCCCUAUUAACCAACAGCAAUCCUCAGAGGUUGCCAUCGAAACAGCUGCUCCUGUGUCUCAAUCCACAGUCGAGUCUCCUGCUGUCGUCACUUCUCAAUCCCCAGUCGAGUCUGCCGCAACAUCUGCCGCUGCUCCUGUUUCUUCCUCUGACCAUUCAUUCAUCACUCUUUAUUCUACAAAGCUCCUUGUCUCUUCUUCCUCUUCUUCUCCUGCCACUGAACCUGCUGCUGCUGCUACUUCUCCUGUUGAAGUUGUUACCAUUGCUUCCUCUUCCUCUUCCUCUUCCUCUUCUCCUGAACCUGCUGUUGCCACUUCUCCCGCAAAUGUUGUCACCGUUUCUUCUUCCUCUUCCUCUUCUUCCUCUGCCGCUCCUGCCACUUCCUCUGUUUCUUCUUCUUCUCCCGCUGGUGGUGAAGCCACUGCCUUGGUUACAGUUUAUGCCGGUGCUGCUACACAACUUGUCUACGUGACCCAGUCUGCCGCCGUCGUCACUGAGGACGGUGUUGUUUGGGUCACACAAAUCGUCGAGGCUAUUCCCACAAAUGCCGGAAUUGCUGCAAAUGUUGUUAACAAACAAAAGGUUUCUGCUGCUGUUACUGCUGCAACCUCUUCCUCUUCUUCUUCUUCUUCUGCCGCCGCUGCUACUGCUGUUGCCACCUCUACAGAUGAACCUGCGGACGCUGCUGCUGUCGAAACUAACCUGGACUCUACUGUUGCAUCUUCUGCAAUUGCUGCACUCCAGUCCGGUGGUUCUUCAUUUGUUUCUUCGUCUGCUGCCACUACCACUCGCUUCAUUACUCUUUUCGAGGACUUUACUAGCAGACUUUCUGGUGACAUUUCUACCGUCGUCACCACUCGCAAUCUCUCAAAAUCUGCCUCAGCCUCUGCUUCUGCCUCAGCCUCAGAUUCAGCCGCACCAUCGGGCACGGCUGAUGGUUCCAUUCUCGUUUCUUCCACAGGCACAUCCUCAUCCUCGUCUUCGGCAGACUCAACGGUCCUUGCUUCAGCAGUAGCCACCGUAGCCUCAGGCUCCGGUUCCAUCAUCGACUCAAGCAAAGUUCAAGGCUCUUGCUCCGGUAAAGUUGGAAGCAGUUUGGCGUUAUGUCUUAACACCAAUUUUGCAGUCAACAAUGCGGUUGAACUUCCUGCCGAAAACGCAGCCACCGCAAGUUCCGCCGUACUGUCUCAGGCAGCCACUGCAUCCAUCCAGCCCGUCAAGAUUGCAACCACAGCCACGACUAUUACCAAGUCUAAUGGCGAGGUUGCCACAUCUGCAGUUGCCAUUGUUGUCGAUGCUGUUUCUGCAGCUGCAGUAGCAUCAUCAGCAUCUUCUUCUGCGUCUUCAACGUCUUCGGCGCCGGCCGUCGAGGCUACGUUUGAUGCAAACUCGUGCACGGAAAACGCAGUAACAUGCAAGGACGGGAAAUUUGCAUUGUGUAACUUUAACAAGUGGGUUUUGUUUGAUUGUCCCCUGACUACCGUGUGCUCAGCCAAGGACCUCAAUGGGUACAAUGUUGUUGUUGGUUGCAACUUUGAGUAUGCUGUUCAGUCGGAACUUGCUCAGGCCAGUGCAAGUGCCGCUGCAUUGCUCCAGGGUUCUUCUGCAGCUGUUGCCACUUCUUCUUCUUCUUCUUCUUCUUUGGCUACUGCCUCUCCUACUACAACAGAGGCUUCUUCAGACACCGCGGCAGCCACCACAGUUCAGAGUGAAGCAACCACUACUGUUCAGGGUGGAGCUGUGGUAGUCACAGAAAUUGCCACGGCUUAUGCCACAGCUUAUGCUACUGUCACUGCGACGGCUGCCUCUCCUGAGGGGCUGCGCAGAGUUGUUUUUAAACGCGAUGACAAUAGCUCGGAUAGCGGGAACGUGCUUGGUGGACUUGAGAGACCUGGACGCGUUGGAAUUGGCGCGCGCCAUAUCCACGCGCACGCACAUGCGCACAUGAACUUUCAAAAGAAGCAUUGA